UCGCUUUGGGCAUUGGUACGCGUUGCACGCGAUCUUCGGAAAACUGCUUGUGAUUUUUAAACGAUAAACGAAACGACUGACACACAUCCAACAACAAUAGAGUAUUAACAAAUUAAAAAAUAGCCACAGAAAAAAGAGAGGAAAAGAAAAAAAUCAAAAGCUAAAAAACGUUGAAUAUUUUUGUAGUGGUACUUUCGGAUUCUGCGCUUGAGUGUUGUGUGAGAUUUUUCUUGAAAUAAGUAGUGUUUGCUAGUGCUUUUAAAUUGGCUAUUUCAUAUUACUACACUAUACGAGUAUAUCGCUUCUAACAACGUUGCCCAGUUCAUCGCGUUUUUUCGUUUGCCUUUUGUAUUUUUUUAACUGAAAUUCGCACGCGUGUCCAAUUAGUCGGAUAACAUAGACUGUGAUCGAUAAAAGACAUAACGUAUCUUCUAACAUUUUCAAUUAAAAGACAAACCGAAUUUUGAGAUUCCUGCGAAUUCAUACUUAUCAAAAUGGUAUCGAAAGGCAGCAAGAAAAAGCAGCAACAAAUUAGUGUCAGCGACAGCAAAAAUGCUGCAAGCACAAGCAGCACCACCUCUAGUUCCUCGAAAACUGUGGUGCAUACCGCUGGCACCGAGGCAGCAUCAACAAGCUCGUCGGCGGUGGGAGUAACUUCGACGUCGUCGCCUACGUGGACGAAAACUUCACAGACACUGCAAAAAUCCGAGUCAGCGGCGAGCAACAAAUCGAUGCUGGCAACCACACACUCCGGCACGCAGUCGCAGUUGCAAUCGACUUUGUUCAAGAGCAGCAGUAGCAGCAGCAGUCACACUGAGUCGAGGUCAGAGCAAAAGCAGCGCCGACAACAAAUUGAACAGCAGCAACAGCAGCAGCAAGAACAGCUGUACGAGAUCGUCAGUGACGUAGGCAGCAUCGGUGGCGGCCAGUCAGCGCCAAUCGCUUCCAUAAUGAGUGACACAUUGAAAUCGACGAAGGCGUCAUCCUCAUCAUCCUCAUUUCAACAGAAAUCAGAAUACUAUGAAGAGAUCUCCAAUGAUUUUUCCAAUGCUAAGAUAAUAUCAUCCAUCGAUCUGCUUGAGAGCGACAAAAAGGAACCAGUUUUUUCGGUGCCGAUCGAUGUCAUUGAGAUAGUUGGCAGCGGCAGCUCCAGCAUUGGCAGCAAUUACAAUAAAGCUUAUUUGUCCUCUUCCCAAUCACAAACCGGUAUCAUGACAAGCACGAGCAGCUCCAAUUUCGCACACAUCGAGUCCGCAAGCAGUAGCAGUAAGGUCAUUGAUGGUGGAAUUACGAUCACCGAUAUGUCCACCGAAAAUUCAAAGUCCAUUUCGUCCACAUCGAAUACAGCAAAAUCGGGCAAAGUCACAUCUACAAAUGUUGAAAUGACAUCAUCGUCAAACAAGUUUUUAACGAAUGAUGUGAACAACAGUAGCACCGAAGUAAACAGCUAUACGUCGUAUUCGACGAUUGAUGGCAAAGCCAUUAAUGGUGCUACAACACCAGUAAUAGCGCCGCUAAUCACAUCGCCUGCAAAAACACAACAAACGUCAACGGCAUUUACUAAAAGUACACAGAGAGCAAUCGAUGACGACAGCCAUUCCAUUACCUCCACCGCACACUCCGAAAUUACAAGUCAAGGUGAUAGUACAUCACUGACUGAAACAGCGAAAAACCUGAAGAGUGACGUAGUUGUAAGUGGUAGUAGUAGGCAAUUGGCCUCCAAUGUAACAAACAAAUCGACGAAAAAGUCCUCUAUAAUAGAGCAAAAUAUCUCUGAACAAACAAUUGAAGAAAGCUCGCUGAAGAAAAGCAAGAGUACGUCAAAGAAGGAGGUGUAUGAUGUGAAAACUAAAAGAUGGACAGAGCUGAAUGAAAAGACCGGCACUGGCGCUACAAACAAAAAGCAGCCAACAAUCGAGCGUUACGUUAGUCGCGAAUCCGACGGCACUUACAAAAUUACGUAUAAGAAAAAAAUAUUCGAUCAGCGUGCGAACAAGUGGAAAAUCGUCGAAGAGAAGACUGUGGACAGUGCUCAUGAUACUCAUUACCCCGAAAUAGUUGAUGAUGUCAUCAAUACGACUACCACAACGUACACAACAAAAGUGUAUGACACUAAGACCGGAGAGUGGAAAAUCGUUGAAGAGAAAUCGUUUGUGGACUCAAAAGCUUUCGUGCCAAAUGACAUUGUUCGUGAAAUUGAAAAAGACAAUACUGAUGUGGCGAACAUAACUACUACCACUGAAGUAACAAAGAUAUUUGAUGCCAGCUUGAACGAUUGGCGAGUCCUAGAUGAGAAAACGCAUACCGAUGUGAUUGAAAGAAUCGUAGAAACGCCCAAAAAGACAAUUUAUAUUGACGAAUUUGUUGAAAUCGAAAAAAAUGUGCAGAUAACAGAAGACAGUGAAAAUAUAACCAAUGAACGUACUAACACAUCAAAACGCAAAGAUAUUACCACAAAUAUAUACGAUGAAGUUGACGACGUUAAGAGAGAAAAGUUGACUACUAGCGACUCAAGAAUCCGUGGAGUCGAUAAAAAAGAAACGUUUGGUUCAAAGCAUACAGAUAUGUGUAUUUGCGAAAUCUGCACUUGCGGUCGCCACCAUUGUGCUUCAAGCGUUAAGAAGACGGAUGCUAUAAUAGAGACUAUAGAUUUGCUGGACGAAUCUCAAACGCGAAUAAGGUCCAACACUUGGUCUAAAAAGGAUCUCGAAGAAUCUCGAUUAAAACUUUUGUACGACAUUGACGAGCAAGUCACUUUAAUAAAACCCGAGGACAAUUUGAAACCUGAGGGAGAAUUUAUAGUUCCCGAAAAAAUUCCAUUCCAACCGGCUGAAAGAACGGAACGCAUAAUUAGAAAAGACAACUUGCGCAGUGAAGGAGAAAUGACAUUUACGGAAAAAGAGGAAUAUCAAUAUGUAAUAAGGCCUCUGCCAGUCAAACCCACUGAUAACCUCAAAUCUGAAGGUGAAUUUUAUAUGCCAGAAAAAACAACGUAUGUUCCAGCAGAAAAACCUACUCAAAUUAAAUAUAAAGACAACCUAAAACCGGAAGGAGAUUUCUACACUCCCGACAAACCAGUCUAUCAAUCAACAGAACGCCCGUUACAAAAGAAACCAGAGGACAAUCUCCGCCCUGAAGGUGAAUUCAUAGUGCCGGAAAAGAUCUCGUAUGCACCAGCGGAACAGACAACACGAGUAAUAAGAAAAGACAAUCUCAAAACAGAAGGAGAAAUGAUAUUUGACGUAAAAGAAGAAUACACAUUUGUGAGUAGGCCGGAACAAAUCAAACCAGAAGACAAUUUGAAACCAGAAGGAGAAUUCUAUAAACCAGAGAAGAUAAAAUUCCAACCAGGAGAGCGUCCCACGCAAGUAAGACAUGCUGACAAUUUGCAACCAGAAGGCGAGUUUUACACUCCAGAAAAACCUGGAUUUAGGCCUGCUGAACGUCCAGUUCAGAAGAAGCCAGAAGAUAAUUUGAGACCAGAAGGCGAGUUCUAUACACCCGAAAAGGCACAGUUUCAACCAGGAGAACGUCCAACACAAGUUAGACCAGGGGACAACCUUCGCCCUGAGGGUGAAUUUUACACUCCCGAAAAACCUGGAUUUAGGCCUGCUGAACGUCCAGUUCAGAAGAAACCAGAAGAUAAUUUGAGACCAGAAGGCGAGUUCUAUACACCAGAAAAGUCAAAGUUCCAACCAGGAGAACGUCCUACACAAGUUAGACCAGAGGACAACCUUAGGCCUGAGGGUGAGUUUUACACUCCUGAAAAACCUGGGUUUAGACCAGCUGAACGUCCAACUCAGAAAAAGCCAGAAGAUAAUUUGAGACCAGAAGGCGAGUUCUAUUCACCAGAGAAACCAAAGUUCCAACCUGGAGAGCGUCCCACACAAGUUAGACAUGCUGACAACUUGCGACCCGAAGGCGAAUUUUACACUCCUGAGAAGCCCGGAUUUAGACCAGCUGAACGUCCAACUCAAAAGAAGCCAGAAGAUAAUUUGAGACCAGAAGGCGAGUUCUAUACACCAGAAAAAUCAAAGUAUCAACCAGGAGAACGUCCUACACAAGUUAGACCAGAGGACAACCUUAGGCCUGAGGGUGAAUUUUACACUCCUGAGAAGCCCGGAUUUAGACCAGCUGAACGUCCAACUCAAAAGAAGCCAGAAGAUAAUUUGAGACCAGAAGGAGAGUUUUAUGCACCAGAAAAAACAAAGUUUCAACCAGGGGAACGUCCCACACAAGUUAGACCAGAGGACAACCUUCGGCCUGAGGGUGAGUUUUACACUCCUGAAAAACAUGGGUUUAGACCCGCUGAACGUCCAACUCAAAAGAAGCCAGAAGACAAUUUGAAACCAGAAGGUGAUUUCUAUUCACCAGAGAAACCAAAGUUCCAACCUGGAGAGCGUCCCACACAAGUACGACAUGCUGAUAAUUUGCGACCCGAAGGCGAAUUUUACACUCCUGAGAAGCCCGGAUUUAGACCAGCUGAACGUCCAACUCAAAAGAAGCCAGAAGAUAAUUUGAGACCAGAAGGAGAGUUUUAUGCACCAGAAAAAACAAAGUUUCAACCAGGAGAACGUCCUACACAAGUUAGACCAGAGGACAACCUUCGGCCUGAGGGUGAAUUUUACACUCCAGAAAAACCUGGAUAUAGGCCAGCAGAACGUCCAACUCAGAAACGGCCAGAGGAUAAUUUGAAACCAGAAGGUGAUUUCUAUUCACCAGAGAAACCAAAGUUCCAACCUGGAGAGCGCCCCACACAAGUACGACAUGCUGAUAAUUUGAAACCCGAAGGCGAAUUUUACACUCCUGAGAAGCCCGGAUUUAGACCAGCUGAACGUCCAACUCAAAAGAAGCCAGAAGAUAAUUUGAGACCAGAAGGAGAGUUUUAUGCACCAGAAAAAACAAAGUUUCAACCAGGGGAACGUCCCACACAAGUUAGACCAGAGGACAACCUUCGGCCUGAGGGUGAGUUUUACACUCCUGAAAAACAUGGGUUUAGACCCGCUGAACGUCCAACUCAAAAGAAGCCAGAAGACAAUUUGAAACCAGAAGGUGAUUUCUAUUCACCAGAGAAACCAAAGUUCCAACCUGGAGAGCGUCCCACACAAGUACGACAUGCUGAUAAUUUGCGACCCGAAGGCGAAUUUUACACUCCUGAGAAGCCCGGAUUUAGACCAGCUGAACGUCCAACUCAAAAGAAGCCAGAAGAUAAUUUGAGACCAGAAGGAGAGUUUUAUGCACCAGAAAAAACAAAGUUUCAACCAGGAGAACGUCCUACACAAGUUAGACCAGAGGACAACCUUCGGCCUGAGGGUGAAUUUUACACUCCAGAAAAACCUGGAUAUAGGCCAGCAGAACGUCCAACUCAGAAACGGCCAGAGGAUAAUUUGAAACCAGAAGGUGAUUUCUAUUCACCAGAGAAACCAAAGUUCCAACCUGGAGAGCGCCCCACACAAGUACGACAUGCUGAUAAUUUGAAACCCGAAGGCGAAUUUUACACUCCUGAGAAGCCCGGAUUUAGACCAGCUGAACGUCCAACUCAAAAGAAACCAGAAGAUAAUUUGAGACCAGAAGGCGAGUUCUAUACACCAGAGAAGACAAAGUUCCAACCAGGAGAACGUCCCACACAAGUUAGACCAGAGGACAACCUUAGGCCUGAGGGUGAAUUUUACACUCCCGAAAAACCUGGAUUUAGACCCGCUGAACGUCCAGUUCAGAAGAAACCGGAAGAUAAUUUGAGACCAGAAGGCGAGUUCUAUACACCAGAGAAGACAAAGUUCCAACCAGGAGAACGUCCCACACAAGUUAGACCAGAGGACAACCUUAGGCCUGAGGGUGAAUUUUACACUCCAGAAAAAACUGGAUUUAGGCCAGCAGAACGUCCAACUCAGAAACGGCCAGAGGAUAAUUUGAAGCCAGAAGGUGAUUUCUAUUCACCAGAGAAACCUAAGUUCCAACCUGGAGAGCGUCCCACUCAAGUACGACAUGCUGAUAAUUUGCGACCCGAAGGCGAAUUUUACACUCCUGAGAAGCCCGGAUUUAGACCAGCUGAACGUCCAACUCAAAAGAAGCCAGAAGAUAAUUUGAGACCAGAAGGAGAGUUUUAUGCACCAGAAAAAACAAAGUUUCAACCAGGAGAACGUCCUACACAAGUUAGACCAGAGGACAACCUUCGGCCUGAGGGUGAAUUUUACACUCCAGAAAAACCUGGAUAUAGGCCAGCAGAACGUCCAACUCAGAAACGGCCAGAGGAUAAUUUGAAACCAGAAGGUGAUUUCUAUUCACCAGAGAAACCAAAGUUCCAACCUGGAGAGCGCCCCACACAAGUACGACAUGCUGAUAAUUUGAAACCCGAAGGCGAAUUUUACACUCCUGAGAAGCCCGGAUUUAGACCAGCUGAACGUCCAACUCAAAAGAAGCCAGAAGAUAAUUUGAGACCAGAAGGCGAGUUCUAUACACCAGAGAAGACAAAGUUCCAACCAGGAGAACGUCCCACACAAGUUAGACCAGAGGACAACCUUAGGCCUGAGGGUGAAUUUUACACUCCCGAAAAACCUGGAUUUAGACCCGCUGAACGUCCAGUUCAGAAGAAACCGGAAGAUAAUUUGAGACCAGAAGGCGAGUUCUAUACACCAGAGAAGACAAAGUUCCAACCAGGAGAACGUCCCACACAAGUUAGACCAGAGGACAACCUUAGGCCUGAGGGUGAAUUUUACACUCCAGAAAAAACUGGAUUUAGGCCAGCAGAACGUCCAACUCAGAAACGGCCAGAGGAUAAUUUGAAGCCAGAAGGUGAUUUCUAUUCACCAGAGAAACCUAAGUUCCAACCUGGAGAGCGUCCCACUCAAGUACGACAUGCUGACAAUUUGCGACCCGAAGGCGAAUUUUACACUCCUGAGAAGCCCGGAUUUAGACCAGCAGAACGUCCAACUCAGAAACGGCCGGAAGAUAAUUUGAAGCCAGAAGGCGAGUUUCUUGUUCCGGAAAAAGAAAUGUAUAAACCUGCUGAAAAAAUUGAACGUGUUAUUAGAAAGGACAAUUUACGCACAGAAGGUGAAAUGACAUUCGAAACAAAAGAAGAAUAUCAGUUUGUUAUUAGGCCCAAUCAAGUGAAACCCACUGAUAAUCUAAAGCCAGAAGGCGAGUUUUAUGCUCCAGAGAAAUCAAUAUAUAAGCCAGCUGAAAAACCUUUACAAAUCAGACACGAAGAUAACUUAAAACCCGAAGGCGAAUUCUAUACUCCACAAAAACCAGGUUUCACACCAGCAGAGCGUCCAAUUCAAAAGCGGCCAGAAGAUAAUUUGCGUCCAGAAGGUGAGUUUUAUGUACCAGACAAGCAGGAAUUUAAGGCUGCUGAAAGACCUACUCAAUUGAAACCUGAAGAUAACUUAAGACCGGAAGGCGAGUUCAUGAUUCCCGAAAAAGAAAUAUAUAAACCCGCCGAAAAAACUGUUCGUGUAGUAAGGAAAGACAACUUGCGCUCAGAAGGGGAAAUUAUUUUUGAAAAGAAAGAAGAAUAUCAAUUUGUAAAUAGACCAGAGCAAGUCAAACCGGUAGAUAAUCUUAGACCGGAAGGAGAAUUCUAUACCCCAGAAAAACCAAAAUACCAACCUGCUGAAAAGCCAGUGCAAAUUCGACAUAAGGAUAAUUUAAAACCGGAGGGUGAAUUCUAUACACCCGAGAAACCUGGUUUUGAACCUGCGGAACGCCCAACUCAGAAAAAACCCCAAGACAAUUUGAGACAGGAGGGAGAGUUUUAUGCUCCUGAUAAACCAGACUACCAGUCCGCUGACCGACCUAUUGCAAAGAAACCUGAGGACAAUUUAAGACCAGAAGGUGAAUUCACUAUUCCGCAGAAAACACCUUACCAACCAGCGGAAAAAGUCGAACGUAUUGUUAGAAAGGAUAACUUGCGCUCAGAAGGUGAGAUGACUUUUGAAACGAAGGAAGAAUAUCAGUUUGUUGUUAGGCCAGAGCAAUUGAAACCCACUGAUAAUCUAAAACCGGAAGGCGAAUUCUACGCUCCGGAAAAAUCGAAGUAUCAGCCAGCCGAAAAGCCAUUGAUUAUUAGACGGGAAGAUAAUUUGAAACCGGACGGGGAGUUUUAUAAACCACAAAAAGUCGAUUUUGUUCCAGCAGAUCGGCCUUCUCCAGUCAAGCAUGAAGACAACCUUAAACCAGAAGGUGAAUUUUAUACACCCGAAAAACCUGGUUACCGGCCGGCGGAGAGGCCAACUCAAAAAAAACCUCUUGAUAAUUUACGACCUGAAGGAGAGUUCACUGUUCCAGAGAAAACCACUUACACUCCAGCUGAAAGAACAGAACGAAUAAUAAGAAAAGAUAACUUGCGAACUGAAGGGGAGAUGAUAUUUGAAGUAAAAGAAGAUUAUCAAUUUGUUAAUAGACCUGAGCAAGUCAAACCUAUUGAUAACCUCAAACCAGAGGGAGAAUUUUACACUCCAGAAAAGCCAAUGUAUCAAGUUUCAGAACGACCUUCUCAAAUUAAACCUGAGGAUAACUUGAGACCCGAAGGUGCGUUUACAGUACCAGAGAAGUUAGUAUACAAACCGGCUGAAAAGGUUGAACGUAUUAUAAGGAAAGACAAUCUCCGCUCAGAAGGUGAAAUGAAUUUUGAAAGAAAAGAAGAAUAUACGUUUGUCAUUAGACCUGAUCAGAUUAAACCCACUGAUAAUCUCAAACCCGAGGGUGAUUUCUAUACUCCCGAAAAACCAAAAUAUCAGGCAGCUGAGACUCCGUUAGUUAUUAGACGCGAAGAUAACUUAAAGCCUGAAGGUGAGUUUUAUAUACCUGAGAAAACAAGUUAUAGGCCCGCAGAGCGUCCAAUACAAAAGAAGCCUGAAGAUAAUCUUCGAACAGAAGGCGAGUUUUAUUCUCCAGAAAAAUCCGAUUACAUACCCGCCGAACGACCUACUCAGAAGAAGCCAAAAGAUAACUUACGUCCUGAGGGCGAGUUUUACACACCUGGAAAGCCUGGUUAUAGGCCAGCAGAAAAAGUCGAACGUAUUAUUAGGAAGGAUAACUUACGCACUGAAGGUGAAAUGACUUUCGAAACAAAAGAAAAAUAUGAAUUUGUUAGCAGGCCAGAGCAAGUGAAGCCUACAGACAAUUUAAAGCCAGAAGGAGAGUUUUAUACCCCAGAAAAACCAAAAUUCCAACCUGGCGAGCGGCCGUCACAAGUGAAACAUGUAGACAAUCUUCGGCCAGAAGGAGAAUUUUACACUCCACAGAAACCUGGGUAUAAACCGGCCGAACGUCCCACACAGAAGCGGCCAGAGGAUAAUUUGAAGCCUGAAGGAGAAUUUUAUUCUCCCGAUAAACCAAAAUUCCAACCAGGAGAGCGUCCAUCACAAGUAAAGCAUGCAGAUAACCUACGGCCUGAGGGAGAAUUUUAUACACCAGAGAAACCUGGGUAUAAACCAGCCGAACGUCCUGUACAGAAGCGUCCGGAGGAUAAUUUGAAGCCCGAAGGAGAAUUUUAUUCUCCCGAUAAACCAAAAUUCCAACCAGGAGAGCGUCCAUCACAAGUAAAGCAUGCAGACAAUCUACGCCCUGAGGGAGAGUUUUAUACACCAGAGAAACCUGGGUAUAAACCAGCCGAACGUCCCGUACAGAAGCGUCCGGAGGAUAAUUUGAAGCCUGAAGGAGAAUUUUAUUCUCCCGAUAAACCAAAAUUCCAACCCGGAGAGCGGCCAUCACAAGUAAAGCAUGCAGAUAACCUGCGGCCUGAGGGAGAAUUUUAUACACCAGAGAAACCUGGGUAUAAACCAGCCGAACGUCCUGUACAGAAGCGUCCGGAGGAUAAUUUGAAGCCCGAAGGAGAAUUUUAUUCUCCCGAUAAACCAAAAUUCCAACCAGGAGAGCGUCCAUCACAAGUAAAGCAUGCAGACAAUCUACGCCCUGAGGGAGAGUUUUAUACACCAGAGAAACCUGGGUAUAAACCAGCCGAACGUCCCGUACAGAAGCGUCCGGAGGAUAAUUUGAAGCCUGAAGGAGAAUUUUAUUCUCCUGAUAAACCAAAAUUCCAACCCGGAGAGCGUCCAUCACAAGUAAAGCAUGCAGACAAUCUACGCCCUGAGGGAGAGUUUUAUACACCAGAGAAGCCUGGGUAUAAACCAGCGGAACGUCCUGUACAGAAGCGUCCGGAAGAUAAUUUGAAGCCCGAAGGAGAAUUUUAUUCUCCCGAUAAACCAAAAUUCCAACCCGGAGAGCGGCCAUCACAAGUAAAACAUGCAGAUAACCUACGGCCUGAAGGAGAGUUUUAUACACCAGAGAAACCAGGGUAUAAACCAGCCGAACGUCCUGUACAGAAGCGUCCGGAGGAUAAUUUGAAGCCCGAAGGAGAAUUUUAUUCUCCCGAUAAACCAAAAUUCCAACCCGGAGAGCGUCCAUCACAAGUAAAGCAUGCAGACAAUCUACGCCCUGAGGGAGAGUUUUAUACACCAGAGAAGCCUGGGUAUAAACCAGCCGAACGUCCCGUACAGAAGCGUCCGGAGGAUAAUUUGAAGCCUGAAGGAGAAUUUUAUUCUCCCGAUAAACCAAAAUUCAGACACGGUGAGCGACCGUCACAAGUAAAGCAUGCAGAUAAUCUACGGCCUGAGGGAGAAUUUUAUAAGCCAGAGAAACCUGGGUAUAAACCCGCCGAACGUCCUGUUCCGAAAAAACCACAAGAUAAUCUCAAAUCAGAGGGAAACAUUUAUGUACCAGAAAAAAUUGCGUUUAGACCUGCUGAAAAAAGUGAGCGAAUUAUUAGAAAGGACAACCUUCGUACGGAAGGAGAAAUUAUAUUUACCGAGAAAACGGAAUAUGAGUUUGUUAAAAAGCCGGAUCAAAUAAAACCUACAGAUAACCUAAGACCUGAAGGCGAAUUUUAUAAAGUGGAGAAGCCUUCAUACAAGUCUGGUGAACGACCUGUAGUGAAAAAACCCAAAGACAAUUUAAAAGUGGAGGGUGAAUUUACCGUACCCGAGAAAACAUCAUUCAAGCCCGCCGAGAAAACAAAACGCAUUGUCCGAAAAGAUAAUUUACACAUGGAAGGAGAAAUGACGUUUGCAGAGAAAAAUCAGUAUCAGUAUGUAAAUAGGCCCGAAAAGGUUGUACCCUCUGAUAAUUUAAGAACGGAGGGUGAAUUUUACACUCCUGAUAAACCCGGAUUUAAACCGGCUGAAAAAGUGAGACGAGUCAUUCACAAAGAUAAUUUAAGAAUGGAGGGGGAGAUGACCUUUACAGAGACGGAAAAGCACGUGGGUGUUAAGAGACCAGACAAAAUUGUGCCACGUAAUAACCUUAAACCUGAAGGCACUUUCUACAGUAAGGAAAAACAGCAAUAUCAGCCGGCUGAGCGUCCAAAACAAGUAAAACCGGAAGAUAAUCUUAGGCCAGAAGGACACAUGUAUAUUUCAUCUACAGAUAGAACCGAUUCUAAACUUUUGAAAACUGCUACUGAAAAGGUGGUUGUAAAACGUCCAGUAGACAAUCUCAAACUAGAGGGCACUCUUCAGGUUUCCAGAAGAGAUGACUACAAUGAAAAGCAAAGUUCAAGAUUAGACAGCACUAAAGUAGUACAAAAGGCUGUCCGAUCGAAGUAUUCUCAUAACAAAUCAUCUAUAACUCUUGGAGAGGAUAACGCCAUUUUGAAAACGACUAAUCAAAUGAACUUUGUUUCUGGCAAACAAGCAAUUCCUGCCGCAAAUGUAAGUUCGGAUAAACCCGUUGACGGUUUAGUAGUAGUAUCGACGAAAAAGGUAACUACAGUAAUAGGUGGUCGGGUUAAGAAAGAACCAGAAACAGAAUAUGUUAAACGACAAGAGAGAGUGAAUGUCAUAGAGAAUGUUGCAAAGACCAACAAUGUUAAGAACAUUGUAAACGUUGAAAAUAAACACGACGAGGCAAUUUCUAUGACCGAAAAUCGUAUUAGAAAGGAAAAUAAAAUGAUUGAUACCCGCAUGAACGCUUCGUCGCAUGAGUCCUCCUCGGCACAAUUCAAAACUAGUAAAAUUGGCAACACUUCUGAAAGAGUAUUAUCCAGUACAACAAUGGGAGAAGUCACCGGUCAAACACACUCCACCCAAUGCAAGUUUGGAGAAAUGCAGAGCGCAUCAGCAAAGCUAAACGCUGCUGGAUCGGCUAAAUUUAUGUCAGAUCAAACACAUACCACUCAACAAAAGUCCACAGCCGUUGAAAGCUGCUCGUCAAAAACGAAAUCUAGUUCUUCAGCUGCUACAGUAUCCAAACAUUUUCAUCAUCGAAGAAGCGACUUCACUGCCGAUACGAACGUUACGAACUCAGUAUUUCAUCGAAAAUCUAUUUCUAACGAUUCCAAUCAGAUAGGUAGUCUUACAUCGAAUGGUAAAAUUCAUCGCAAGAGUAUUUUAAACUUGCACGAGGAGCCAUCGAGUUCGGUUUUCCCUAGUGAACGUCAAAGCUACAGCAGUAUACAUAGACAAAGUAGAGAACAACAAGAUAAUAAUAACUCAUUUUUGGUGAGUGAACGUCGCCACUUUAACACGCUUAGUCAAUCGCAAAGUAGGGAUCAGACUUCGAAGUCCUGCAAUGUUCAUAAAACAUCGUCUUCCAGUGGUAUAGAAUUUCCAUCAUACAGUAAACAUUCCGAACGAACUGUAUCCCGUAGAAAUGUCAACCAAUCAUCAAUUUCUCUUGGUAUAGAUGGAGCUUCGUCUACAACCCUAUACCGUAGUGAAUACAAAACGGUUCCAUCCACAACUUGUGCUAUACACAAAAUCAAAGAAGGUGCAUUCCAACACACUAGAAACACGAACGAACAUAAAUUUUUUAAAACUGUUAAGAAUUAAUUCCCCAACUAACCCACAUACAAUUUUUUUUUAUUAAUCUUUUCUCUCUAAUAUUAUAUAUUAUUACAUGUAAACAUUAAGCAUGCAGAAUUGCCACAUACAAGUAUACAUAUGUAUGUAUUUAAAAAUAAAUUCUACAACUAUACUACAUAUAUAAAAAAUAA
This is a messenger RNA of Bactrocera neohumeralis, 12994 nucleotides long. RefSeq lists its product as uncharacterized. Gene Ontology annotation, molecular function: microtubule binding. The transcript is spliced from 7 exons. Gene Ontology annotation, cellular component: ciliary basal body; axonemal microtubule; centriole. Lineage: Eukaryota; Metazoa; Arthropoda; Insecta; Diptera; Tephritidae. Gene Ontology annotation, biological process: microtubule anchoring. The record is from RefSeq and is a predicted model, not a curated record. Bases 495 to 12830 code for a protein of 4111 amino acids.